This is a messenger RNA of Actinia tenebrosa (Australian red waratah sea anemone), 1213 nucleotides long. Its product is annotated as isochorismatase domain-containing protein 2. Lineage: Eukaryota; Metazoa; Cnidaria; Anthozoa; Actiniaria; Actiniidae. The record is from RefSeq and is a predicted model, not a curated record.
UCAAAAUGGCGGCCCUUGCAGCCAGACGAGCGCAAGUCGGUAAUUUGUCAGUAGACUCUACAGUGUUUUUCCUUUGUGAUAUGCAAGAGUUAUUUCGUAAAAAGAUAGCUUAUUUUCAAGAUGUUUUAAACGUGACCAAAGUUAUGAUUGAAGCUGCAAAUCUCUUGAAAAUUCCUAUCUUUGCCACUGAACAUGAUCCAUCAACGGGCUGUGGUAAAACUGUUCCUGAGAUAGACACCAGUUCCUUCAAAGACAGACUAUUCACUAAAACUACAUUUUCAAUGCUGGGUGCUCCAGGUUUGGAGAACGAAUUGAAAAAGAUUCAACAAGUCAAAUCUGUGGUCAUCUUUGGAGUAAUGGCAGAUGUCUGUGUAUAUAAUACAGCACUGGAGCUAUUAGAGAGGGACUAUAUUGUUCAUGUGAUUGCAGAUGCAGUGUCAUCUGAUCAUAACUGUGAGAGGAUCAUUUGUUUACAGAGACUUGCCAAGAGUGGUGCAAUAGUUUCUACCAGUAAAGCGACUCUGUACAACCUGAUAAAAGGCACAGAUCAUCCAAAUAAUGAUGCUAUUUUAUCAUUGCUUGCUGGUGUUGUACCUGACAAGGGCCUGAUGAAUGCUUAUGGCGUGUGAUUGUAUUGGUUGCCAAACCAAUUUCCCUGCCUCCCAUCCCCCCUCCCCCCAAAUAAAAAAAAUGAUGCCUAACAUAAAUUACCUUAUUGUAAGAAGAAAGAGUUUUUUUCAACUCUGUAAAGCUGUUUGUAGUUGGGCUGGGGAAGGAAGAAAGUCGAAACACAUGGUAAAAAAGACCUGGUGUAAGCGUAAAGUUUUGUAGAUAUGAAGAUAAGGUAAGAACAAAUAAUUUGUGAUGAAAGGAAAAGCAUUCCCUGAAUUAYAGAAAGAUAUAACUGCUCAAUAAAAUAUUGUUUAAAGCUAGGUUUUUAUAGUUUACGAAACUUGUGUAAUUAUGUUUGAUUACAUUAAGGUAAUUAUGACAAUCAGURUAAUAAUCAGAAGUCAUUAAAAUAAAGGUUUUUUUAAAUUAACAAUUAUUCGCAAAAGGCGAAGUGCAUAUCAUAUUUACCUAGAUGCUAGUCUUCAAGCGAUGGCGUAAAUAUUCUCCGAUAUUCACUGAGGCUGAGGCAAAUAAUUGUUUUAGUAUAAAUACACAGGUUAUUUUUCCAAAAAAAAAAAAAGAAGGUURAAGACAUUUUUUU